Messenger RNA from Lactuca sativa (garden lettuce), 2024 nucleotides. RefSeq names its product Iron-sulfur cluster biosynthesis family protein. Gene Ontology annotation, cellular component: chloroplast envelope. The record is from RefSeq and is a predicted model, not a curated record. NCBI's taxonomy places the organism in Eukaryota, Viridiplantae, Streptophyta, Magnoliopsida, Asterales, Asteraceae.
GGAACAUCAUUAACACAAGGCCUCGGCUGCUUCCUGCCUUCCUCCAGAAUCCUAUCUGCAAACUCGUUGAACCUUCAGCCCUCUUCGUCCAAACAACACACAUUCAAACUAACCAAGAACAAAGAUUCGCACCUUCAAAUUCACAUCUGUUUUCCAUGGGGAAAACCUAAUAAUCGUUACCAUAAUCAUCCAAUAAAUCAAUAAAUGGCGUCGAUAUCCACUUGCUUCACGAUAACACCUAAAUCCCACUCAAAACCCUCAUCAGUUUUUUCCCUUAGACCCUCCUGUCAAUUCCACUACUCCUUUAGGACACAUAAUAAUGUUUUUCAUAGGGAAUUAUUGAGAUUUGAGAGACAGCAGAGUAGUAACAGAAGAAGUUUUGUGUCGGAAAUAAGGUCCAGUUUUAAUGUUCCUUCGGUGGAACCAACGGCGAGGAUUAGGCCCGGGAGGAUAAUUGAGAGCGACAAGUUGCCGGCGGAUGUGAGGAAGCGGACGAUGGAAGCUGUGGAUAAGUGUGGAAGAAGGGUAACAGUUGGUGAUGUGGCAAGUAAGGCUGGGAUUAAGUUGACUGAAGCUCAAAGGGCUUUACAAGCCCUAGCUUCUGAUACUAAUGGCUUCUUGGAGGUUUCAGACGAAGGUGAUGUUCUUUAUGUGUUUCCAAAAGAUUAUCGUUCAAACCUUGCAGCCAAGUCACUUCGAAUAAAAUUUGAACCUUUAAUUGAAAAGACAAAGUCUGGUGCUGAAUACUUGAUCAGGGUUACUUUUGGAACAGCUCUAAUUGCUUCCAUUGUUAUUGUUUAUACAACAAUCAUUGCUAUUCUAACAAGUAGUAGUGAAGAAGAUAAUCGAGGAGGAAGACGCAGAGGAAGAUCUUUUGAUUCAGGAUUCUCUUUCUAUCUUAAUCCAGCGGAUUUGUUUUGGUAUUGGGAUCCAUAUUACUAUAGGAGGCGAAGGGUACGCAAAGAAGAUAAUGGAAUGAAUUUCAUUGAAUCUGUGUUUUCAUUUGUGUUUGGUGAUGGUGAUCCAAAUGAAGGUAUUGAAGAAGAGAGGUGGAAGUUGAUUGGUCAGUACAUUGCAUCAAAUGGUGGUGUUGUUACAGCAGAGGAACUUGCUCCAUAUCUUGAUGUGGAAAAUGCAGAUAAAACUGAUGAUGACUCAUACAUUUUACCUGUUCUUCUGCGUUUCGAUGGUCAACCAGAAGUCGAUGAACAGGGGAACAUCUUGUAUCGGUUUCCAUCGCUUCAAAGAACAGGUGGUAGGAAGGAAUACGUGGGGAGAAAAUGGAAUGAAUUUGUGGGAGGGGUUGAUAAGUUCUUUAAGGAAAAGAAAUGGGAUUUCAGUAAAAUAAGCAAUGCAGAGAGGGCAAUGGUUGCUGGUUUGGGAGCGUUUAAUCUGUUUGGAGUGAUUGUUCUUGGCACAAUGUUGAAGAAUAUGACGGUUACACCAAGCGGAUUCAUUUCAUUUGUCUCUGAAAUAUUUCCUCUUCUCCAGAUUUAUGCUGCCUCCAUUUUUGCUAUUCCAUUGGUGCGAUGGUUUAUCACUCAAAAAACAAAUGCUGAAAUAGAGAAAAGAAACCGAGCCAGGGAGCUGCGUGCUCGAGCACUUGAAUUGCCAGAUGUCUCCCUCAGACGAAAGAUUCUGAGUGCUCGGGACAUGUCUGAGAGGACGGUGAUUGGGAAGGAUCGGAUUGUGUACACGACAGAAAGAGACAUAUUUGAGCAAGACUAUGACACUCAGGAAUGGGAUAGGAGAUUUAAAGAGAUUGAUAAGUCUGAUUAAAUUUAAUAGAUGAAGAAAAGAACGUUUAUAUUGUGAAGAUCGUUUAGCUUUUGUUUUUGUUAUGGUGUAUAAUGUUGGAUGUUCAUUGUUUUGGUGGCGAUUAAAACUAUAAAUUAUAACUUUAGCUUCUCAUUGUUGAUGAAGCUCUAUAUAUGGCUUCAUGUGAUCACCAAUGCUCGGUUUUGAGCUCAAUGGACAAACUUUUUAGGCUUGAUUUCGAGUUAAAGGACAGAUUAUUAAGGAUA